AUGAACGCGGGACCAAUUCAAGAUCGAUUACUAGAGGAAGAUGCCUCAAAAAUAAGCAUCACAUAUUCGCAACUUAUGGAAAUUUCUGCUGCAAAAGAAUCUACAAUCAACAAUAAAACCGGAUGGAUAAAGGAAGAAGCUGACUUCAAAUAUCAAAAACAAAGUCAGCAAGCAAAAUCAGCCAAGCAGUCAAUCACGGAAAAAUCAAAAUGUGGAACAUGCGGUCGAUCAAACCACACACAAAAAGAAUGCCGAUACAAGGACUACAGUUGUAAUAUUUGCAAUAUCAAAGGUCAUUUGGCUCCUAUGUGUAAAAGUAAGAACAAUAAACCAAAUCCUGUGUUAGCACAUUAUGACCAAAAACUUCCCAUAAAACUCACGGUCGAUUCUUCGUCAUACGCACUAGGUGCAAUCAUAUCGCACACUUAUCCUGACCACUCAGAAAGACCAAUUGCAUAUGCAUCACGAGUAUUGUCAAACAGUGAAUGCAAAUUUCCACAAAUCGAAAAAGAAGGUCUAGCCAUAAUUUUUGGUGUUCAAAAAUAUUACGAUUAUUUAUACGGUAGAAAAUUUACAUUAGUUACUGAUCACAAACCGUUAAUCCACAUAUUUGAAAAAAAAAAAGGAAUACCAAUUUAUGCGGCAAAUCGCUUACAACGUUGGGCAUACGUUCUUUCUUCAUUCGAUUUUGAAAUUAAGUAUAUUAAAUCAGAAGGAAAUACUGCUGACUUUUUAUCACGCAUUAAAACAAACCAAUGCAACAAUAAUAUUAAUGAAUAUGAUGACGCUCACAUCAAUUUUAUUCACGAACAGUCACCAUUUCCGCUAGAUUGGCACAAAAUUAAAAUUGAAACGAAAAGAGAUCCAAUUACCUCUAGAGUAUUACACGCUACAAAAACAGGUUCAUGGAGUAAUGACUUUUCAAUAAAUUCCGAAUUAAACUCGUAUAAUACACGCAAAAUAGAAAUUACUGCUGAACAAGAUUGUUUAUUUUGGGGCUAUAGAGUAAUCAUACCAACCAAAUUCCGUAAGUCAAUUCUAACUGAACUGCAUUCUUGUCAUAUUGGCAUGUCGAGUAUGAAAAGCAUUGCGCGUUCGUAUUUCUGGUGGCCUAGUAUAGAUAAAGAAAUUGAGGAUAUGGCCCGAAACUGCAAUGAAUGCAUAAAUGCGAGACCUAAUCCUCCUAAGUCAGUACUAACUCCGUGGAAAUGGCCACAAAGACAAUGGACGAGAGUGCAUUGCGAUUUCUUAGGUCCGUACAAAAACAAAACAUUUCUAAUUAUUGUCGAUGCAACCACAAAGUGGCUAGAAGUUUUUCAAGUAAAUUCGAUGACAGCACAAACGGUCAUAACAAAACUGUCUGAGUUAAUUGCACGUUUUGGCAUUCCCAGAACAAUAACAACUGACAAUGCAAAAUGUUUUAAUGGCGAUGAAUUCCAGUCAUAUUGCAAGACACUAGGUAUCAGGCACUUGACAGGGGCACCUUUCCACCCAGCCUCAAAUGGAUUUGCCGAAUCUGGAAAAUACUGUACACUCAACCACAAAUGA
Messenger RNA from Acyrthosiphon pisum (pea aphid), 1548 nucleotides. RefSeq lists its product as uncharacterized. Gene Ontology annotation, biological process: DNA integration. Lineage: Eukaryota; Metazoa; Arthropoda; Insecta; Hemiptera; Aphididae. Gene Ontology annotation, molecular function: nucleic acid binding. The transcript is spliced from 3 exons. Bases 1 to 1548 code for a protein of 515 amino acids. The record is from RefSeq and is a predicted model, not a curated record.